Messenger RNA from Thelazia callipaeda (thelaziosis nematode), 834 nucleotides. The record is from the annotation of a GenBank genome assembly. Lineage: Eukaryota; Metazoa; Nematoda; Chromadorea; Rhabditida; Thelaziidae.
AUGAUAGUGAUAAGUUUUAGUUAUAAUAAGCUGAAGCAUUAUACAGAAAUGAGUAAUGGGUCAGUGGCUGACAAUCUUCAAGUGAUUUUGCAAAGGAUUUCAAAUGCAGCCAAGAAAGCAGAGCAAACCCCUUACUGGCGUGGACAGAAGCCUUCAUUGUUGGCUGUUUCUAAGAUGAUAUCUCCGGCACUUAUACAGUGCUGUUACGAUGCAGGACAAAGAAAAUUUGGUGAAAACUAUAUUCAGGAGCUUGCCGACAAGGCAAAUUUGUUGAAGUCCACUUGUCCUAAUAUAUGCUGGCAUUUUAUCGGUACGAUUCAAUCAAACAAAAUUGCUAAGUUGGUCGAAGUUGAUAGCUUGAGUUGUGUGGAAACGAUCAGUUCUAGAAAACAUUGUACUAUGUUAGAACAAGCUGUCGCAAAAACUGGUCGGAAAUUGAGUGUUUUAGUACAAGUCAACACAAGUAAUGAAGAACAAAAAGGAGGAACAUCGCCAGAAAUGGCAAUGGACUUAGCAGAUUUUAUUCGAGUAAAUUGUCCGUCACUUAAGUUUUCUGGCUUUAUGACUAUAGGUUCUUUGUCAAACAGUACAUCAGACACCUAUAACAAAGAUUUUACAAAACUUUUCGAUACCCGAAAAAUGCAAAGUUCAAGAAUUUUCAUGUUGUUUGACUUAAUAUGUUAUAGGUUUUGCCAACGUAUAAGUGAAAAUGAAGAAUCUUUUGAACUUUCGAUGGGGAUGUCACAAGAUUAUGAAACAGCUAUAAUGCAGGGUAGUACAUGUGUCCGUAUUGGAAGCGCUCUUUUCGGGCCGCGUUUAGUAAAAGAACAUUAA